AUGUCUCUAUUCAUCAAACCCACGCCGAAGAGCAUUCUCAUUUUUGGAGCAGCCGCUCAUAUUGGCAGGCCCUUGGCCGAAUUUCUCACUCGAGAGGCUCCUGAUAUCAAACUGCGACUGGCGACAAGCAGCCCGGGCAAGAAAAUACAGCUUCAAGGUGCCUUUCCAAACGCCGAAGUUGUCGAGGCCAACUAUUCAGACGUUACAUCCCUCUCCGCCGCCCUCAUCGACAUUGAGGGUGUUUUUGUCAUUACUCCAGGAGGUCUGUCGGAAGAGAAGGCCAUGACGAACUUGGUCACCGCCCUCAAGCAGGCUAAGAACAUCAUACACAUCAUUCGUCUGAUGGGAGUUUUCCCAGAGAUCUCGCCUUCACAAAUUCCUACCACCCUCGGUCCAGGAUCCCUUCCAAUCGAACACCCAAUCGCCAAGCGCAUUCUCGAUGCAAGCGGACUGCCUGUAACCUACAUCAACUCCGGAGCAACAUUCAUGGACAACUUUUGGAUCCAAAUCAAGUCAGUCAUUGCAAAGAAGACCCUGAUCUGGCCAGAGCAUCGUGUGCCCUUUGUGGACCCUCGUGACAUCGCAGAGGUUACAGGCAGACUGUUCUUGUCCAACAAUGCGAAGCACAUUGGUGCAUUCCACACAAUGAACAAUGGUCAUGACUGGCUCACGUUCGAGGAGGUGGCGGCUAUGUUGUCCGAAGUACUGGGUGAACCGAUUGCGUACGAUGGAAGCCUCGAGGCAUUUUCUGCUUUCUAUGGAUCUAUUAUGGGACCUCACUUGGUGCAAGCCAUGUGGAACUUUUUUAAGUAUGAAGAAGCUCAUGAGGAAAUUUGGUCAUUGAAUAACUUUGCGGAGAGGACCCUUGGAAGGAAGCCUACAACUGUCAGAGAUUGGCUCGAGGAACACAAGGAUGUAUUGAAGACAGGUACCGGAGAUGCCCCUUGGGCUUCAAAAGCGUAG
Molecule: messenger RNA, 963 nt
Organism: Colletotrichum scovillei
Lineage: Eukaryota; Fungi; Ascomycota; Sordariomycetes; Glomerellales; Glomerellaceae
Exons: 1
Coding region: 1-963 (320 amino acids)
Source: RefSeq, a predicted model, not a curated record